Molecule: messenger RNA, 802 nt
Organism: Castor canadensis (American beaver)
Lineage: Eukaryota; Metazoa; Chordata; Mammalia; Rodentia; Castoridae
Source: RefSeq, a predicted model, not a curated record
GGCUGCGAUUUCCGUUCCUUCUGUGCGGCUUUCCGGCUUCUUCUCUGACGUUGGCCGCUUUUGAGUGGCGAGCUCGUCCGACCGCAGUUAUGACUGAGGCUGAUGUAAAUCCGAAGGCCUAUCCCCUCGCAGAUGCUCAUCUCACCAAGAAACUAUUGGACCUUGUUCAGCAGUCAUGUAACUACAAGCAGCUUCGGAAAGGAGCCAAUGAGGCCACCAAAACCCUCAACAGGGGCAUCUCUGAGUUCAUCGUGAUGGCAGCAGAUGCCGAACCCUUGGAGAUCAUUCUGCACCUCCCGCUGUUGUGUGAAGACAAGAAUGUGCCCUACGUGUUUGUGCGUUCUAAGCAGGCCCUGGGGCGGGCCUGUGGGGUCUCCAGGCCUGUCAUUGCCUGUUCUGUCACCAUCAAAGAAGGCUCUCAGCUGAAGCAGCAGAUCCAGUCCAUUCAGCAGUCUAUUGAAAGGCUCUUGGUCUAAGCCUGUGGCCUCUUGCCUGUUCCCCACCCUCCCACUGAGGAAGGACAGAGCUGAUAACAUCUUUGACAGUAGAGCCUCCUCUGAAUGGACAAUCUGCUUGGUGACACUGACUCUGGAUAACAACUCCUGUACCCCUCCCAAAACAAGGACUGAAAUAAUGGCCCACAGACAACACCUGGGACUGUCCAACUAUGCAUAGCUCUUUCCCUGCUUCCAGUCCUUUUUCUAUUUAAAUUUAUAGCUCAUGUCUGUACCAUGAAGAUGGACUGAGUGCUUACUCUGCUUCUUCCCCACAGUGUGUCCUAGGCCAUAUAAUAAAUCUCUUU